CCGACAUUUGACUGACCCCGACAUUUGACUGACCCCGACAUUUGAUUGACCCCGACAUCUGAUUGACUCCGACAUCUGAUCGACCACGGCCGAGCUGACAUCCGAUCGACGGACGCCCACCAUGGCCGGACUGACGCCCACCAUGGCCGACCCGACGUCGACCCGACUCCCUCCCAUCCUCGUCUUCGACGCCGUUGCAGGCGAGUACCGCGACCCGAGCGACGCGGCCGACACCACCGCCAGGGCAGAUGCUCCGACACGCACCGUCUUGGUUACGGGAGCCAGCGGCCUGCUCGGACGCCAGGUGCAGCGCCAGUUCGCCCGCAGCGGGUGGAAGGCCAUCGGCACCGGCCUGACGCGCACCAGCCCGCCCGACAUUGUGGCGCUCAACAUUCUCAACCGCAAGCACAUUGACGCCCUCCUCGAUGACGUGAAGCCCGACGUCGUCGUGCACUGCGCCGCCAACCGCUUCCCGGACUCGUGCUCGGCCAACCCCGCCGCCGCACACAGCCUCAAUGUGCAGGCCAGCCGCGCGCUCGCCGAAGCCGCCGUCGCCCGCGGCAUGUUCCUGCUCUACGUCUCCACCGACUACGUCUUCCCCGGCCGCCGCGGCGAGGCGCCGUACCAGCCGGCCUCCGUGCCCGACCCGCCCAACGUCUACGGCCGCACCAAGCUCGAGGGCGAGCGGGCGGUCCUCGACGUGGCCGCAUCCGCACCCGCGGCCAACGCCGCCGUCGUGCUGCGCGUCCCCGUGCUGUACGGCUCCUGCGACGAGCCGCGCGAGAGCGCCGUCAACGUGCUCAUGUCGCAGCUGUGGGCCGCCCAGAAGCUCGACGCCCCGGCGCCCGCCGUCGCCGUCGACGACUGGGCGCUGCGCUUCCCAACCAACACCGACGACGUGGGCCGCGUGUGCCGCGACAUUGCAGACCUGUACCGCAGCCCCGACAACGCCGCGACCGACCUGCCCCCCAUCCUGCACUUCUCGAGCGAGGACCGCAUGACCAAGUGGCAGAUGGUACAGACGUUCGCCGACAUCACGGGCUUGCCGCUUGACAAGCUCGCCCCGUCAAGGCCGGACGAUGAGCCGGGCCAGGAUACCACCAGGCCGUACGAUUGCCAUCUUGACACCUCGGCGCUCAGGGAGCUGGGUGUCAAUGUCAGCACCGUGGGGUUCAGGGACUGGUGGAGCAAGGAGCUGGGUGCUUUCAGAUAGACGCCAGGGACCUCUCGCUGUGGGAUAUCAUCGCUGCCAACCACGCCAGCUGGGAGCAUGAUUAGGGAUGGACUGCGCCGGUCACGGGACCUGGCUCGCCGAGAAGCCGCACUCGACGCGCAUGCUCUGGUGAAUCCGGCCGUGACACUGACGAAACGGGAAGGCGCGGUUGCGGGGCUACCGCUUUAGCGCAUCGCGCUUGCGGGCGCGGCUGCUCCCUUCCGCCGCCGUCAACACAAUGCCGUAGGUGAUUAAUGAAGUCGACAUGCCAUCUGUCCGAG
Messenger RNA from Didymella exigua CBS 183.55, 1494 nucleotides. Its product is annotated as NAD(P)-binding protein. Gene Ontology annotation, molecular function: methionine adenosyltransferase regulator activity. The record is from RefSeq and is a predicted model, not a curated record. Bases 122 to 1213 code for a protein of 363 amino acids. Lineage: Eukaryota; Fungi; Ascomycota; Dothideomycetes; Pleosporales; Didymellaceae. The transcript is spliced from 3 exons. Gene Ontology annotation, cellular component: methionine adenosyltransferase complex. Gene Ontology annotation, biological process: S-adenosylmethionine biosynthetic process.